ACCUCUCCUCUGGUAGGUUCCACAAUGGUACAGCCAGCAUCUUGCAGCACAAUGGUUGCAAGACGGUGAGCCGAGGGUGAUUCAGCAUCGCAAUUUCUGCUUUAACCCCCUUUAUUUUAAUCGGUGGCUAUUUAUUUUUUAUAUCUUCACAUUCAAGUAUCUUUGCGAUACGAAGCUCUUGAAUCUCGCCCGUCGGAAUGUUUUGAACAGGACUGUCACCGGACUAGGAUUGUCGUCAACUGGCACGGAAUGGUAUUUAUGAGCCGACAUUUCUUAUAUUACUGCAGUGAACCAAUCCUGGAUGUGAAGAUUGCCUUUUGUCAGGUGUGUGUUCCUUACAGGUAAAAAAGGGGUUUGGUAAACAAGUGGAUGUGUCGUAUAUCGCCAAGCAUUACAAUAUGAGCAAAAGCAAAGUGGACAACCAGUUCUACAGUGUGGAAGUAGGAGAUUCUACCUUCACAGUUCUCAAACGGUACCAGAAUCUAAAACCUAUUGGAUCUGGGGCUCAGGGAAUAGUAUGUGCUGGAUACGAUGCCGUCCUUGACAGAAAUGUGGCUAUCAAGAAGCUCAGCAGACCUUUUCAGAACCAGACUCACGCCAAGCGAGCUUACAGGGAGCUGGUUCUUAUGAAAUGCGUCAAUCACAAAAAUAUAAUCAGCUUAUUAAAUGUUUUUACACCACAGAAAUCUUUAGAGGACUUCCAGGAUGUAUACCUGGUCAUGGAGUUGAUGGAUGCCAACCUUUGUCAGGUGAUUCAGAUGGAGCUUGACCAUGAGCGAAUGUCCUACCUGCUGUACCAGAUGCUGUGUGGCAUCAAACAUCUGCACUCUGCAGGGAUCAUUCACAGAGACCUGAAACCGAGCAAUAUAGUGGUCAAGUCUGACUGUACACUGAAAAUCCUGGACUUUGGCUUGGCCAGGACUGCGGGCACGAGCUUCAUGAUGACCCCCUAUGUGGUGACGAGGUAUUACAGGGCCCCAGAGGUUAUCCUGGGCAUGGGCUACAAGGAGAACGUGGAUAUAUGGUCAGUGGGAUGCAUUAUGGGAGAAAUGGUCCGCCACAAAAUCCUGUUUCCAGGAAGGGACUACAUCGACCAGUGGAACAAGGUGAUUGAGCAGCUGGGCACGCCCUCCCCAGAAUUCAUGAAGAAGCUGCAGCCCACCGUGCGCAACUAUGUGGAGAACCGGCCCAAGUACGCCGGGCUGACCUUCCCCAAGCUCUUCCCCGACUGCCUUUUCCCCGCAGACUCGGAGCACAACAAACUGAAAGCCAGCCAAGCCAGAGAUCUCUUGUCGAAGAUGCUGAUUAUUGAUCCUGCCAAACGGAUAUCUGUGGACGAAGCCUUACAGCACCCCUACAUCAAUGUGUGGUACGAUCCAGCUGAAGUGGAGGCGGCCAGAGAUCUCGUCCAAAUAUCCAUGCCCCCUCCGCAGAUCUAUGACAAACAGCUGGAUGAGAGAGAACACUCUAUUGACGAGUGGAAAGAGCUAAUCUACAAAGAAGUGAUGAACUUUGAGGAGAAAACGAAAAAUGGCGUGGUGAAGGGACAACCCUCUCCUUCAGGUGCAGCCGUGAACAGUAGCGAGAGCCUCCCUCCAUCCUCCUCCGUCAACGACAUCUCCUCCAUGUCCACCGACCAGACCCUGGCCUCCGACACCGACAGCAGCCUGGAGACUUCUGCAGGACCCCUCGGGUGUUGCAGGUGACUAGCCGCCUGCCUGCGCAACCCAAUGUUCUUCAGAAGGUGAAGUGCAACAGAAAACUAAACAAAAAACGGGGGGAAAAAAACAACAGUUAAGGAAACCGAAUAAAACUAAAUGAAUCAAAGCCUGCAGUUUCACUCUAAAGAAAAACAUGUAUAAGGGAAAAAAAUAACAAAAGAACAAAAAAGCUGAAAUGUAUAUUUAUAAACCUCUAGUUGCUUUGCUUAUAUCUUCCCCCUCAUACAGCAAAAAGAAAAAAGAAAAAAAAAACGUUACAAAAUGCUUAGACGGGCAUCUUUCUGUAAAGUGUAAAUUUACUGGCUGAUAACCAACACCUCUGUAAGCUUCUGUGCUGUUUGAUGUGGCAAGGUGAGCCUUUCUGUUCAUGAAUACAUGAGCAUCCCCCGCAUUUCCCCCAUGUUACAGUACUAAUAGUUGAUAAUGUUGCGGAUUGGUUCUGAGACAGAUUGGCGUGUUUGUGUGUGAUUAUCCUUGGGGCAGGCUGACACAGCGGCCGGUUUUAUUUUUGUAUAUAUGUAAUUCUGUACAGCUGCAGGGCACCUUGAGUGGGACUGAUGGCCAGUAUUGGAAGUUUUUGCGCACCUUGCCACAUCACCAGUUUGACCUGAGUUGCCCUUGCCUGUAGUCCUGCAUGACUAAAGAAAAAUGCUAAUUAUAUGAUAAAUAAGUAUAAAGACUUUUGUUUUUUAAACCAUGUAAGCAAUUGAACUUUUCGACCUGGGUUGUGAAAGUGGGAGUUCUGGCAAUGGAUUACGCAAGCUGCAGGAAGCAAUGGUGAAUACUGUCACUGUCACUGGUGAGCUCAGUCCUUUUUUCUUUUGGUUUGUUUUUAUUUCAUUCUAUUGUAGCUGCUUGUGUUUGUAAAAAAAAAUCCUCUGCUUCACUGCACUGCUACACUGGCCGUCACACAUUUCUGCAUGCCAUGAUGUCAUAACAUGAGGUGUGGUCACCUCUGUGGAUGAUCUCCUUUGCCACACCGAUUUGGAGAAAGGAAUGACUGUAACCUUAUAGGCAUGCUAUACUGAGAAAGGCACAGAGCAACUUUUGAGCAAGCGCAGAGAUGAGAAAAGCUGACCUCAUUACCAGAUGCAUUGGAUUCUGCAGGUUACAAUGAAGCUUUUGCCACAUAUUCUCACCGUACCACUUUUUUUGUUCUAUCAUUUGUUUGUUUUAUAGAAAGGGAAACAAGUACAGUACACAGACUACCUAAAAUCAGAAGAACAGAUGGUUUUAUUUUUACUUUACUUAUUUAGAAAAAAAAACAUUUGGCAAGUGCCUUUGAAAUACAGUUUUCUGAUCCCAAACUGCUUUGCAAGAAUCAACAGAAAAGAAACUGGGACUGGAAAUGAGCCAUUAAAUGUGGCUGAUUCAGUCAUCCAAGUCAUCCAAUAUAGAAAGUAAACGUAAGACAGUCACUGGCUCUGUAGCUCUAAUGGAUGUGGGUAUGGCACAGUCAAAGGAACAUGGCAGCCACAUGCUGUUUCUCACCAAAAGCAUGACAGUACGAUAUAGCCUAGCAGUAUGCAGCUUUACCUGCCCAUAUGCUGUUACCCACUUCACAUUUGGUAUCAUACAGUAGUACCUUCAUCUAUAAUCACUUCACUCCGGAAUAUUCAUUCUGUCGGCUUGACCUUCAAAUAACCAUUAUUUUCAUGUGUAUGGUGACAGUUAUCAUAUAAAUGUAUAGCAAUUUCCAAGUUUCAGCCAAUCAUAAUAUUUUCGUUAUGUUGUUCUGCAUUUGUAAUUCAUUAUGGGUCAUUGUUUUAUGACUGUUUAUUCAACUUUAAAAAGAGAUUACUUUUUCAGAAUCAUUAUUUGUGAUUUAUUAUGUUUGACUCAUUCGUAGGACUGCUGUUAAAAACAAUUCAACUGGGGAAGACACUAAGCAUAGGGAAAUUUGACAGACUCAUGGAAUGCUUCAGAAUUGCCUUCUUUAAAAAUUGAUUCUGUUUAGGCUGCAAGACAUAGCUGUCAUUGUAAUGUUUAUAUGCUGAUAUGUUUGAUGUCAGACAGAGACUAUUGUUAUAACUUUGUAAACGUCUUAACAUUCAUUUUGUGGUUUAAACCACAUAAUAUUUUUGCCAUAAAUGUUUUGAGCCCCAGCACAGUACCAUGGCGCACACUUAGUAAUCAGAUGUCGUUCUUUGCUUUAAGCACACUUUGUGAGGUAAUUUCUGCACUCCCUGGUAAUAGAACAUAUUGUAAUGUUUGUUUAGAGGUGUUUGCAGCGUAGGGCUUAUAUGUUCAGUGGGCAACAGAUUUGAGAAUUUACAGGUCACAGGGUUUAGAUUCAUCUGUCAUUCCAUUAUUUUACAAUGAAGUUAGGGAGAACAUUUUUUUUUUUUUGCUUUUGUUCAAAGCUUGCCAUUAAGAAAGAAUAUUAAAUGUGCAUGACCAAUGAACUUGAGUUGCAAGUCCAUCCCAAUAUCUCUGUGCAAAACAGUUUGAUAUUGGGAACAUUAUAUUCCAUUUUUGGUUUCAUCUUGUCAAAUCUGAACUCAUUUCAAUUAAUUGUGUCUGAACCAGGCAUUCUUUACAGUGAUAGGAAUGCCGAUGUAGAACUUGAGAGAUAAAAUCUUGUCCAGCAAAUGAAAAUUGAAAAGGAGAUUCUAUACCUAAUUUGCAUAUGCACAAAAAAUAAUUUUAAUCAUUCUUGGGGGUUCGAUAGAAACAAAAAAGCAACUAAAUUAAUCAUUAAAUGGAACAAUAUCAGCUAUAUGUAUGCACACACACACACACACACACACACACACUCACCAAUUCAUUAUUUUUGUCAAUAGAUUCAGGAAGCCGGUAUUUGAGCUGCAAGAUUUAUUUAUAACAUUAAACAGAACAUGUGUAGAGGUACACUGCAACAGAUUAAAUCCAACUCUUCUUUCUUGGAAGUCACAGCACAGAUAUGAACAUGUGUAAUGAAGAUGAACAUAGUACGUAUGACUUUAAUGUAUUGCAUGAAAGAAGUCUUUUUUAUUUAGAUGAGGUUGUAAAAAACAACAUGACCCCCUCGCUAAUGUAAUUAUCAUGUCUUGAAGGUUUUCAUCAGAGGAACAUAGAAAUGAAUCAAGCUCUGUUUUAGACAGUUGUAAGCAAAAAAGCUUACAAUUUCUUCUACAGAAUAGUUUGAGAUAGUACUGAAAACAAACCCAACAAUUCCUGAACUUUUGUUUGAAUAUGUAUCGCCCAUAAAAAAAGGUUCAUUUGUCCCCACUGGCAAUUUUUUUCAUAUUUAUUUUUCAUGUUUCAUAUGCAUGAUUAUGUCUUGCCUAACAAAUCUAUUGUGCACUUGUAAUUAUUCUAAGAGGCCACAGAAAGAGUGGUUAUGCAGAUGUAGCCUAAAAAUGUUUCUAUUUUUGCUCUCUUCCACACUAUCCUGCAUUACGCAAUAGUUCAUCGAAUGAGAACGGUCCCUUAAAGCGUCAGCAAUGGCAAUUUAACACUUAUGGUGUAAUCUGAAAUUGGAUGACAGGUUUCUUUUCACAAAAAGACAAGACACAGCCAUUUAUAAAUUCAUGGUGAGAAACUAACUGGCUUCUUCAUAAUGUUGCUGAUGUUACCAGAGAUAAUUUAACUGGUCUCAAGUGGGCUAAAAUGAGACCAAACCCAUUCAACUCCAUUAGUUUUUUUUAAAGAGGUCACCUUUUUACAGUGUGAUACACAUCUUGACCCAAGUAUCUUGCAUUCAGGUCAUGGGUACUUUAUUGUGUUGGUUAUGUAGAAUAUCAGAAAGCUGUUUGGACUAAGCUUGGGGGAGGUCCAUUAAACAAUAUAUUGUGUAAAAUGGGGUAAAAACCAUAGAACUGCUCAGGUAGAUGUUUUUGAUUUAUUCAUAUUCAUUUGUUAAGUUUCACAUUUCACUGGUUAAGCAUACCAACCAUUUGGACUUGUAAUCCCAUUAAUUUUGAUCAGGAUAACCAAGCCAUUGUUAUUGCAUGGAAAAUAGCUGCAGCAUAACUGUAGAUAAUAUUUUCAUAAAUCAGACAUGGUAUAAUCACAAUGGUAAUAUAGAUAAAACAUUUCAGUAAUACCUUUGGAACACUUUGAGGCAAGUAUGGCACAUGUCACAUAUGGUUCAGAUGGCCAGUGUGUUCAAAGAACAAACAGGGGUCACUCAGAAGUUCCAGAGAGCUGCUCGGCCUAUUUGCAAAGGGACUGGGAGAGAUUAAGAAAUGGGGUAAAUGCAUUACUUUUGAUUCCGAUUGCUUUAAUGCUAAUUAUUCAAAAUUCAUCAUUGAUCUGCAUUGAAAAAAUAGCUUCUACUUCAAAACAAAGGCCUGUCAACCAGUCUACUGGUGAGUUUGAUGUGCUAUUGUACAUUUUAUACAGGACAUUUUUAACUGGUAGAACCCAUGUGUCUUUAGGCACGGGAAGACACUUAGGGUUUAUUCUGAAUUAGAUUGUCAUGGAGGUUUGAGUCUCUCAGCAACAGAAAUACAGUCAUACAGGGAUGGUUUGAAAUGCAGUAGCUAUAAGGUUUUUUAAAAACUUUUUUAAGAAUCCUAGACUGUCAAUAAAACAAACAUAUUACCUUAACCAUUUUUUCCAGACAUUAAUUAAGGUGCUUUGGGAAUGUAUAUUUUCUACAAUCUUUAUUCUCUCAAAGGAAAUGCAUGGCAGCAACAUCAUACCUAUUGUGGAGGCUCAGCAGUGAAUGUACAUUGUAGUUUCUAUGCUGCAAUAUUUUUUGCUGCUUUGCUUGAUAUAUAUGGCUAGUGAAGUUAGCAUUCGUAACUGACAUCCUAAGAAACUAAAUUUGAUUUUGCGUGGCACAGGAACCAGGUAAUUAAGGUAAUUAUUUGUAAACCAAUUGCUGUUUUACUUCAUUUUAGUUUAUUUUUUGUUUUUAGUGUGCAUUGAAGGACAACCAGACUUGGUAUGCUCUAUUCAUUUAUUCUUUCAAGGAGUCCAUUUUAAAAUAUUCUCUGGAGUUAACAUGUGCUCUUGUCUAAUCUUGAUGUGUAAUUGUCUACAACAGGAUGACAUGGCUCCAGCAUGUAAACUGGAAUAAAAAGUACAUCAGUUUUUCUUUAAAACUAGAUUUAGAAGCAUAUAUCUUUGUGUCAUUUCCAAUUCACAGAUGAGAAUAAAAUGGGUUAAAAAGGAAGCAUCAUUUUGGAGCCUUAGUUUAAUCAUAAAUCACGGUCUGCCUUCUGUUUUCUUUCCUUGUCUGUGAAUAAACUACAGUCAAUUGUAAUUUCAUUAUUGAUAAACAUCAAAAGUAUAGUAAACAUGUGCAUGUUUUUGAGACAAGCAAUUCAGCCAGUAAUACCUAAGGCUUUCCAUACCAUUGCUUUAUUCUCUUCAACAGUACUGCCGUUGUACUAACGGAAAGGAAUCUUUCUCAAGUCAUAUUUGCCCAUCAUCUCUGUGUUAAAACUCUCACUAUAUCACUUUAGUCAUCCCUGCCAAUCACACAGGUCAUUCAACACACAACAUACCAGCAGUGCAAGAAAUUUCAAUGGUCUCUCUCUCUCUCUCUCUCUCUCUCUCUCUCUCAAAAACAUCAUGGUGCAAAAACAGACAUUUGGGUAGGUAGGAUGAUGAGUGGCUUUCCCUUACAGAUGAAAACUAUAUGAAAAACUGUAAAGUUGGAUUAUAAAGGCUAGAGGGUUUUGUUUUUGUUUUGUUUCAAAUAAAGUGGGAUUUCUUUGAAUUUUUUUCAUAUUUUCUGUACUGUCAGUGAAUCAUUCUGUUAAGAUGUGAGACUGAAAUGUCUGUUUUUGGUUCAUACAGCAGUUCUUUGUAAAGUCUGACAGUUUAUUCAAUCUCCAGCUCCAGGUUAGUGUUUCAAUCCAAUAAACUGAAUUAAACAAAUGGUUAAAAAAAACAACAGAAAACUUAAGCACUCAACAUUUUAAAGGUACUGUGUAUGUAAAAAUAAAUAUAUGUAUGUGACUGAAAAUAAAAAGAAACUUUGACCUUG
Anguilla rostrata (American eel) is the source of this 7644-nucleotide messenger RNA. RefSeq names its product mitogen-activated protein kinase 10 (gene mapk10). Gene Ontology annotation, cellular component: nucleus; cytoplasm. Bases 399 to 1706 code for a protein of 435 amino acids. The record is from RefSeq and is a predicted model, not a curated record. Gene Ontology annotation, biological process: JNK cascade; protein phosphorylation. NCBI's taxonomy places the organism in Eukaryota, Metazoa, Chordata, Actinopteri, Anguilliformes, Anguillidae. Gene Ontology annotation, molecular function: JUN kinase activity; ATP binding. The transcript is spliced from 14 exons.